This is a messenger RNA of Acipenser ruthenus (sterlet), 4840 nucleotides long. RefSeq names its product synapse differentiation-inducing gene protein 1. The transcript is spliced from 4 exons. The coding region runs from base 459 to 1235 and encodes 258 amino acids. The record is from RefSeq and is a predicted model, not a curated record. Lineage: Eukaryota; Metazoa; Chordata; Actinopteri; Acipenseriformes; Acipenseridae. Gene Ontology annotation, cellular component: synaptic vesicle membrane; intracellular membrane-bounded organelle; postsynaptic density membrane. Gene Ontology annotation, biological process: synaptic vesicle clustering; positive regulation of synapse assembly.
AUUCGAGCUUCACUUUCAAACCCUUGUGCCCUAUUUCUGUCUCUCAUAAAGGGAUACCGUAGAUCUUCUUUGAUCACACGAAUUUGGAACACGCAUCUCCUCCCCCUUGCAGAACAACUCCUCACUAAGCAGUCGUACUAGCUUGCAUUUUUUUUUUAAAUUCAGGACGUGAGCAGAAAUCACAACUGGAGGAAAUCUGGCGGACAGCUGGGGACUUGGUUUUGCAACUCCUGGAAACGACCCGCGAGGUUUGCAUUAUUAACUGUGGGCUUGCAGGGUCCGUGUAGUUAAUAAAAAGGAACACUGGUUCGAACGUUCGGGAAGAUUUUGUUGAUAUUUUUUUGAUCGCAGGAAUACUCGAUUCAUAAAUCUGUUUCACCUUGGAAGCAGCACAAUACAAGCCACACUGCAAAUGUGUUUCAGAAGAGUUCUAUGAAAAGUAACCAAGGACAACGAACAUGGAGGAAUGCAUUGAACAGAAUGAUGCUGCCAUUCAGAAAAAUGGCACUGAAGCUGGGGGAAAAAAUGGCCUCAUCAACACUAGAAACUUGAUGGUGGAAACCAAGGAUGGCUUAGUCUCUGUGUACUCUGCACCACAAUACCAAGGACAUGUGGUAGUAAACUUGCCACCACAAAACUCUGUGGAGAACAAUAAAUAUCACCCAUCCCAGCAGCUACUUAACCCAACUUCGCUUCAGCAGACUAUGGAUUCCCAUUAUCGCCCCAAUAUCAUCCUGUAUUCUGAGAACGUGCUAAAAUCUUGGAGUGAGAGCGUGAGCACAGACUGCUGUGAAACAACCUUCAUUGAAGACAUGUCACCCACCAAAGAAGGCCUAGGUUACCCUGAUGGGAAGUUCAUGCACCUCUCAACCCAAGAUGCCAAAAUUCAAACGCUCUCGUAUGAUGUUGAAGAAGAGGAUGAGUUUCAAGAAAUGGAGAGUGAUUAUUCCAGUGACACAGAAAGUGAAGACAAUUUCCUUCUGAUGCCCCCCAGAGAUCACUUGGGUCUUAGUGUCUUCUCUAUGCUUUGCUGUUUCUGGCCACUGGGUAUUGCUGCCUUUUAUUUGUCACAUGAGACCAACAAGUCAUUGGCUAAAGGAGAUUUUCACCAGGCAAGUUCCAGCUCCAGACGGGCUCUUUUCCUGGCUGUGCUCUCUGUCACCAUCGGAACUGGGAUUUAUGUUGGUGUCGCCGUGGCUCUCAUAGCUUACCUUUCAAAAAACAACCACUUAUAAACUUUUUUUUGUCAAAAGCUUUUCAACCACCAGAGACAGGAACGGUAGAGACUGACUUUCUGAAUUAUUACAUUGUUGUGGGAGCGGGAGUGGGGGUGGGUGGUUGGGCUGGACCAGAUAGGUGCAGGGGAAAUGUUGGACAUGCACAAACUUCUCAUCCAGAAUUCUGUGGUAAAAGCUUUUCACUGCAACUGUUUUUCAUUGUGUAGGACUGGUGUAGGCAAAGACAAUGAGUAGCUGAAUGCAACUUUGAGCUUGUUUUUUUUUUUUUUCAUUUUAUCACUGAAACACAGACCUAUCAGCUUUUUUUUAGUGGCUGUUAAUCCUAUACUUUAUGCAGGAUUAAUGGCAUACUUGUCAAAUGGAAGCAUAUCGUUUUUUUGGUUUGUUUGUCUUUAACUGCAGUGUUUCAGUGCUCCUGCUUUUAUUUUUGAUGCACAUCUGUUUUCAUGCAGCCUCGUCGAUUAGUCUUUUUACUAUGACAUUGUACAGUACAGGUCAUCAUCACUGAGACACCCAUUGGGUUUAAAUUGUGUUGGUUUCUGAAUGUUCGGUCCUAGGUCUCACUAUUUACUGUAACAUUGUUCUUUAAAGCACAGGUAACCCCAGUAUCCUUCGUAUUCAGUGAUUUUUAAAUGUAUUUCUGAGUUUCAGAAUCCUGUGAACUGUUGAAAAUAAUACAUUACAGUGUAAAGGCUGAAAGUACAGUGAGAUUCAAAGUUCAGAUGCACACUCUGAGUGGCCCAGGCCUAAAGGAUGCAUGUGUAUAGUACAUUUGCCUAAAACACAUAAUAGUGACAAAACAUACAGUACAGAACACAUUGUAAUAGGAACCUGAUGCAGUACAACCUUCUGUGGAGGCAUGUAUGAUUCAUUUAACUGAAUUAAUUUCUUAUGAAUAAAGCAAAAAACAGAACAAAACAUAAAUUACACAAAAGUAACAAUACAUUGUAAAUAGUAGUACAGUACCUCAAUAGGCUUUUAUUAGUGUGUGCUUUUGCCAAUACGUGCCAAAUUGUACGGUAUUACUUUUCUGAGGGAAAAAAUGUUUUUUCAAAGUAAGAGCUAUUGUUCAAUGUUUAUUUUGUAUUAUUAUUUUAUUUCAUCAAGAGAGCAUUCCCAGGUAAAUUUGGAAAAAACUGGCAUAAAUUUAUGGCAGCUUUACAGAAAAGCACUUGCAUUUGUUUUGUUGUAACAUUCAUUUAAUAAUUUGCACUGGUCACUUACAAUUACAGUUCCCUGAAAUUACUCAAGCUUGACCUCUAAACUGAUUCCUAUAAACAUCCCCAAACGUCCUUAAAUUGACUGACUGCAUACCAUUUUAAAGUGGGGUUAUUGUUUGGCAUGCAUAAUCUUGUUGCCGCUGCUGCUGUAGGUACUGCUCUUGUUGUUUUUUGUUUUGUUUUUAAUAUUGCCAACAAGAUGGCUGUUGGGAUGUGUGUCAGAUUGUGGACAUUUACACCAAAUACAGUACUGUUUCUGAAGCAUUCUGAAGGAAGUUCAAGUAUAGCAGUGUUUAUGUUCUUAAUAAAAAUCACAUCCUCGUUGUCAGUGUUUGGAGAUACUUUCAGACAUCUAGUUACAUUAACAAACUUACAUUUAUAAUUGUCUUGACUGAAUUGAUUGCAUUUGAAAGUGUAUACAUUUAGAAAAUGUUUUAAAAGUGGUCAGAGAUAAGCUUGCUUGCAAAUAAAUGGUAUCCAGGAGGAUGAACUUUAAUAAAUGUGACUUUUGGUAUUGUACAGAAACUCCAAUUUUUUUAAUUCUUCUGCUUGACUCAGUAACACUCUGUUACUUGACAAAGUAGCAGGUUCAAGUUAUGUCAAUCUACCAAAUUUCACCUUUGCUUAAUAUAAACAGGUGUAAGAUUCGGCUGUAAUUGCUGUCUCUAUCUACUGGGGUACAGGAACACUUCCUUCUGAAAUCCCAUGUUCUUAAUUUUAACCAUUGCUACAGCAGAAAGGCUGAAAGAUGACAAUUCAAGUACAAUUGGAAGUUAAACAUAAACAUGCUUAACUAAGUAAGAAAAAGGCAGGAUUUGAAACAAAUGCUCGCCUAUAGGCCCGAGGCUGAAUUAAAACUGAUGAGGACUAACUGAAGUCUAUGUCUCAGUAGUCCUGUGUGCGAGUGCUAAAAAAAAAAAAAACAGAUGUACUCUCACGUUCACAGGCUUUCAUUUAAAAAAUGCAGGAAAAGCCCCUUGUCUAACGGUUGUAGCAGUGGUGAAGAAACAUUAUUAAUGCUUAACAGUCACUCAGAACUGAAACCUCCCUUCAUCUCCCCUUGUCAUGUUGAAUUUUGCAUUAUGCGAAAGCGUAAGCGUUUCAUUGAAUUUUGUCUGCGUGAUUACUUACACUAUUCAUUUAUUCAUUGCUGUGGAUUAACUGUGAACACUGGGUAUAAACAAAAUGUACUUUUUAGACAUCAAAACAUUAUAAAAACAGCAAUUUUCUCACAUUACGUUAAAUUUUUCAAUUAUGUAUUUCUUUUUUGAACAAGCCCAAUUUUUUGGUAGGUUAAUCUUUAAUCAAUCAGUGUAAAAUAUUAAAGUAUUUAAAAUUAUAUAGAUUUAAUAAGGGAUGAUUGCUUAACUACCCAUAUGUCUUACUACUAAUGUAUUCGUAUUAUAAGAUUUAGUGUAAAAUAUUAGAACAAUUAUUUCAUAUGGUCCCUUUCAAAGAAGUGUUAUCUACCUUUAAGAGUCAAUUUUAAAGUGUUUGAAAAAUCAAGUAAUCAUUAUAACUGUGUGAAACUCAUGAAUUCCAUUUACGUUAGCAGCCCAAAAGAAGCAGAGAGGUCAGUCAGGGUGUCCUCGGCUCACCGCGCACCAGCGACCCAUGUGGUCAGGCCGGGCGCUUGCAGGCUUGCCUGUAAGCUGCCCAGAGCUGUGUUGUCCUCCGACACUGCAGCUCUGAGGUGGCUGCAUGGUGAGUCUGCAGCGUGAAAAGAAGCGGUCGGCUGACGGCACACGCUUCGGAGGACAGAGUCAGAGCAUGGGUGGUAGCGGUGAGCUGAGCCUAAAAAUAAUUGGAUAUUCUAAAUUGGGAGAAAAUAAUAAAAAUGAUUGGUGACUACUAAAUAAAAAAAAAAAAUUGUAAUGCUUAUUACCGCCAUUAGCAAACCAUGCAGACCUCGGGGAUCUUCAGCACUGCUCAUUGGGCCCACAGAGAAACAUGUGGUAAAGCCUAAGGACUGUAUUCAUUAAAGGCUCAGCACAACUGAAUUAUGGAAGUUGAAAAUUGAAAAAAAUACAAUAAAAUCGGGAAGAACUUGACUUAACUUUUGAAAGAAUGAAGAUUUCAGCCAUAUCAUGAACAACAUAAUCAUAGUUAAAACAUACUUUUAAUUCAAAUAUUGAUAAGAUUUCCAUUUGAAAUACAGUAGUUUUAAAAACAUUUAUAAAGACUAAGGUGUCUGCAACUAGACGUUGUCAAUACUCACCUUUGAAAGCCUCAACUUCCCAAGCAGUUGCGUAUUUCUGCUUAAUGGUGGAAUGUGACGGGGUGUGCCUGCCCGUGUUUAAAUGUGUUUAAAUUAUAUUUUGUUAUUGUUUGGCAGCGUGGAUGGGAUUAAAUCCCUAUCCCUUUAAACUCGUGUGGAAUGUG